AUGGCUCAGAACCAAACUGAACAAUUCAAGCCCUUAGCUCCAUUCAUAUCAUCAACUCAUCACUUCAGCAGACAAGAGGAUCAAAACAUUUCCCAACAAAAAAUCAUUCGUGCAAAAAAGUUCAUAAGAUGCUGUGGCUGUGUCACUGCCCUUUUAGUGAUAUCUGUAGUCAUAAUAUUAGUGUUGGGCUUCACCGUUUACAAUGUGAAAGAACCCGAAGUGAGGAUGAACGGGGUUACCCUUCUCAAUGGAUCUUUUGCCGACGGUGCUACUAAUAACAUUACACUUCUUGCAGAUGUCUCUGUGAAGAAUACAAACGAUUUUACCUUCAGGUUUGGAAACGCCAAUACCACUGUUUACUAUGAUGGCAUGGGAAUAGGUAAGGGUUUUUCUCCACCGGGUAAGGCCAAGGCCAGAAGGACGAUAAGGUUCAACGUGACCAUGCAGAUUGUGACACAGAAGCUUUUGGCUGUUCCAAGCUCGAUGAUUGACCUCAAGGAUCAAGCUUUGAAUCUCAGUAGCUAUACCAUGAUAGAUGGCAAGGUGAAAAUACUUAACCUGUUUAUGAGGAAAGUUGAGGUUGAGUUGAAUUGUACGGUUCAAUACAAUAUCACCACUGGUUUUAUCUCCAAUGGUGACAAUUGCCUCAGACGUGUUGAUAUUUAG
Abrus precatorius (Indian licorice) is the source of this 666-nucleotide messenger RNA. RefSeq lists its product as uncharacterized. The record is from RefSeq and is a predicted model, not a curated record. NCBI's taxonomy places the organism in Eukaryota, Viridiplantae, Streptophyta, Magnoliopsida, Fabales, Fabaceae. Bases 1 to 666 code for a protein of 221 amino acids. The transcript has a single exon.